GAAUGUCUGAACACUACGGGCAGGCUAAGAUCAGCAUUUUGUCUAUUAAAAUGCAAUCUUGAUUCGUUCUGUCUAUCAUCCUGAUGAUAAGUUUUAUUUCCAGAAUUUUGUGGUAAAUUCAUUGUUAUGAUCUGUAAAAACCUGUUUUCCUAAGUGAUGCGAAUGCACGUGAGCUUUAGUUCUCACAAGUCGUCUUGUCCUGUACACUGAGAACUUCACUAAAUUUGAAUCGUUUAUGGCUCUUCCUAUAAAUGUUUGAUGCUUCUUUCCUCCCAAAAUGUAUGUCUGUAAUUUUUUUAGAGUGGAGACUUCUACAGCAAUGUCUACUCAAGUUAAGAGUCAGACAGGGCUUCUCUUGCUACAUGCAUCACAUACACACACAAACAAGUUCAAGUGGCGGUGGAAAACAUCAAUGCAAUCCCACUGUUACAGUGGAUUCUAUGCACUAUUUGUCUAUCUUGAAUUCGAGUACCAACUUAAACACGGUGAAGCAACUUCAUGCCCUCACGCUCGUUACACGAUACCAUCGCAAUGUCUUUUUGGAAACCAAAUUUGUAAGCAAAUAUGCCAUGUUCGGCUGCCUGGAGAGCGCGCGCCUCAUUUUCCACAAAUCUUAUAAACCUGAUGUUUUUCUAUACAAUGCUAUGCUUAUAGGUUUAUCAAGGAGUGGAAAACCUAGAGAAAUCAUUUCACUGUAUUAUCGAAUGAGAAAGUCUAAUGUACAGCCAGACAAUUUCACCUUUCCUGCUGUGUUGAAAGCCUGUGGAGAAAUUAGAUCGCUCCAAGAUGGUAAGGAAAUCCAUUAUCAUGUUGUCAAAAGUGGGUUUGAAUUGAAUUUGUUUGUGGGUGCUGCGCUUAUAGAUAUGUAUGUGAAAUGCCAGAGUGUAGAGGAUGCACGCCAAGUGUUUGAAAAUAUGCCCACAAGAGAUGUCGUCUUAUGGACUUCAUUGAUUGUUGGAUACGUUCAGAAUGGCUGUGCGAAUGAGGGGUUGCAGUUAUUUCAUCAGAUGCGAUUGGGAGGUGUGAAUCCCGAUUCGCUAACAAUGGCGAGUGCAAUCUCGGCAUGUGCCCAAUUAGGUGGUCUGAAAGAAGGUAAGCGACUUCAUGCAUUUGUUAUUAGAAAUGGAUUUGAGUUGGAUCUUUCUGUGGGAAAUUCCCUUGUAGCAAUGUAUGCUAAGUGUGGGAGUGUAGAUGUUGCACAUCAAUUGUUUGACAUGAUGCCUGACAGAAAUGAGAUCUCAUGGAAUGCAAUGAUUGCUGGGUAUGCUCAGAAUGGACAUGCAAAGGAAGCCUUGAGAAUAUUCAGUCAAAUGCUAGAAGCUCACAAUAUCAAACCUGACUUAGUUACCAUGGUGAGCGUGCUUCCAGCUUGUUCUCAUUUAGGAGCUUUCCAACAAGGGACAUGGAUUCAUGAUUAUGUUAUUAGAAGCGGGUUUGAGCUAAAUGUCUCUGUGGCAACUGCUCUGAUUGAUAUGUAUGCUAAAUGUGGAAGUGUAGGGCAUGCAAGGCAAGUAUUUGAUAAAAUGCCCAAAAGAGAUGUUGUAUCAUGGAGUGCAAUGAUUUCAGGUUACGGAAUGCAUGGACAUGGUAAGGAUGCCCUUUCACUUUUUUCUCGAAUGCAGCAAACAGGUAUGAAACCAAACGAUGUCACCUUCAUUUCUGUUCUGUCUGCUUGCAGUCAUGCAGGCAUGUUGGAUGAGGGUUGGCGGUAUUUUAGUUCAAUGAGUCAAGAUUAUUGUAUCAAACCCAGAGGAGAGCAUUAUUCCUGCAUGGUUGACCUUCUUGGCCGUGCAGGGUUUCUGGAUGAAGCACUUGACUUUAUCAAUAAGAUGCCAUUAGAACCUCAUGUUGGUGUGUGGGGAGCUCUACUUAGUGCCUGUAGGAUUUACCGCAAUAUAGAGUUGGGAGAAGUUGCAGCACGACACCUUAUAGAGAUAGACCCUGGGCAUUCUGCAUAUUAUGUGCUGCUAUCUAACAUCUAUUCUGCAGAAGGCAGGUGGCAUGAUGUGGCAAAAGUAAGAUCAAUGAUGAGAGAUAGGGGUUUGAAAAAGACACCAGGAUGCAGCUUCAUUGAAGUAAAUGCCAAGGUACAUGCAUUUCUUGUAGGAGACAGAUCACAUCCCCAAUCUGAGAAAAUUUAUUCAAUGUUGGAGGUCUUGUCUGGGCAGAUGGCAGAGGCAGGGUAUGUACCUAGCACAAAUUUUGUAUUACAUGAUGUAGAGGAGGAGGCGAAGGAACAUAUGCUUGGUACUCACAGUGAAAAGCUGGCAAUAAUUUUUGGCCUUAUAAGCACAAAUUCUGGAACUCCUGUUCGCAUCACUAAAAACCUCCGUGUGUGUGGGGAUUGCCACAAUGCCACUAGGUUCAUCUCAAAGAUUGCCAAGCGAGAAAUAAUUGUGAGGGAUUUAAACCGUUUCCAUCAUUUUAAGGACGGAUUUUGUUCUUGCAAUGAUUAUUGGUGAAAUUAGCCAAAGCAAGGAAAAUUAUUCCAAAUUCACACUUUCUUGCCUAUAAGAUUGUUUCUACUUGUAACAGUUAGAGAUUCACAAUGUUAUCAUACAGUAGCACAUGAUAUGAUGUUUAUUGGCCCUCAUUUAAGUGGAAAAUUUUAAAAACUUAGUGCAUGCUCUCAUGUCUGACUGAGUGGGCAUUGUGGAAGAGAGGAUCUAUCGCAUCUGAUUUGCUGUGCAGAACAUUUCAUUUUAGGCAAGUUGUUUGUUCAUCCAAUUUUUCCAUAUCAUCACAUUAGAUUACACAGAAUUUGUAUAAAAUCCAUUUUUGUAGAUUUCAAA
Molecule: messenger RNA, 2792 nt
Organism: Cryptomeria japonica (Japanese cedar)
Lineage: Eukaryota; Viridiplantae; Streptophyta; Pinopsida; Cupressales; Cupressaceae
Product: pentatricopeptide repeat-containing protein At3g12770
Exons: 1
Coding region: 252-2462 (736 amino acids)
Biological process (GO): RNA modification
Molecular function (GO): RNA binding; zinc ion binding; protein binding
Source: RefSeq, a predicted model, not a curated record